Messenger RNA from Symbiodinium natans, 1902 nucleotides. NCBI's taxonomy places the organism in Eukaryota, Dinophyceae, Suessiales, Symbiodiniaceae. The record is from the annotation of a GenBank genome assembly.
AUGGCUGCGCUAGUGCUCUCGAGCCCAUCGAGCCCCUCAAGUCCCUCCAGUCCCUGCUUCACUGGCAAAGCCUCCUUCUUGACCUGCUGCUUGGACCAACGCGUCGAGGGCUGCCCAACAGGUGGAGCGGAGAGCUCCUGCUGCACGGAAGCCAAGGCACCCAGUGUUUGGCUUCUUGAAACACUUCGUUGCUGGGCUUCCACCGGUGGGAGAGGCACGGUCUAUGCCAGCGGGCCUCUUAGAAGCUGGUGCUGCCACACGCAGAAUCCAGUCUGCUUCGGAGCGGACUUCUCAGCUGAGCGCUGCUGCGUGAGGCCACCCGCACGUGCGGUCGCAAAUGCCCUGCAGACCCGGCAGGAGUCGUGGAGGUCGCUGGGGGAGGAGUACCACGCGCGCUGCAGGGGCGAGGCGCAGCAUCCUGCGGGGGUCCAUUGUGUCCCUUCGUGGUUCGCGGGAAACUCGCGGACGCUGCUGGGCCACAUCCUGUAUUGUGGUCCCAAGGUGACUUCGUUUGCCUUUCACCUGCUGAUGAUGGUCGGGAUGAACUAUGCACUGUCACUGCAUGAUCCUUCAAGCAGCCUCCUCGGUGACAGCGACCUCUUGGCAAGCUGCUUCCGUUUCUACGACGAACGCCUGCGUGCAAACAGAUUCCAUGCGCUGGAGAUUGGUGCCGUCGUGCUCGUCUCUCCCAUGAUAAGGGAUUUCAAUAUUUUGGAGGAAGGUCUCGGGCUUCACUUUCAGACUCUCUUAGUGCAUGCGGAUCCGCGCGCGAAGGUCGUCGGCCUCCCCACCUCGGCAAACGGGACUUGGGCAUGGCCCGUGCUGCAGCUGCGGCGUGCCUAUUGGAAGCUGUCCGUUGUCCGAUAUCCUUUUGCAUAUCGCUCUUGGGCACAUCCACCUAAGUUUGAAGACAUGUCGCACUGCUUCGGUGGCGACACCACCAGCGGGACUCGGGUGUACAACUCCUCUGUGCUGCGGAGGCUUCUGAGUUCAUCCCAGCAAAGUGCGCAGCUGGGGUCUGCGUGGAUGCUGGGCCUUGACCUGAGGCUGAAAAGCCAUAAAGGCACCGCCAUCACUUGUGUGAAUUCGGGCGGCACCAUCUUGGAAGAGGAGUCCUACUUGCUUCACACCACGCUCGGGGCCUCCCUUGCCAGGAGCUACGACAUCGAAGCAGCAAGGUUUCACCCGGACAUGGAGGCGCAAAUCAGGUGCAUCGCACCAUGGAACGGCGACGAGGCGCUCUUUGCAAAUGCUGUCGGCAUGGUGGUUCCGUUUUGCAUGCGACUUGCGCUGAAGCACGCCAUGCAGAAGCUGAAGGAAGUUUGGGAAGCCUUCCGCAGCCCGACGGGAAUGCUCCUGCCCAUUUUCGGAAGCUCAUUGAGUGUUCUACGGCUUGGUGGGCCCAGGGGCGAAGUGAUUCCGUGGGACUACGACGCAGACUUCGUGCUGAUGCAGCCAGGUAUGGACGUGAAGGAGUUCCAGCGCCUUCUAGAAGCCGAGGGCUUUGCCCUGCGCUACGGUGAUGUUGGGACGCCGUACAAAGGGGCCGAAGGUGAGGAAGUCCAUCUCCAGGCGGAGUACCAGGACCCAGAUCUGAAUGUCACGGCUGAAAUCGAUCUCUGGCUGGCGCUUAAAAGCUUUGGCAUCACUCGGGCACUGCCGCGCACAGAGACGCAGCUGUACUCACUGCCCGUCACGGUCAAUAGCGACGUGCUGCAGUGGAUGCGAUUCAGGAGCGACACGGCUCCUCGAAAGAUGAAGGAUGGGAGAGGACUGCCACCAGUCAAAGGCUUCGAAUGUCCAGGUCAUAGUGCCUGCUUACCGGAGGGUGACUCUUCUGAGCUUGGUUUCCGGGAGGGUGCGAUGCCGGAUGCCUUCGCAAAGUUGGACACAUGGGACUGA